This is a messenger RNA of Marmota flaviventris (yellow-bellied marmot), 1150 nucleotides long. RefSeq names its product RNA polymerase I subunit F (gene Polr1f). Gene Ontology annotation, cellular component: RNA polymerase I complex. Lineage: Eukaryota; Metazoa; Chordata; Mammalia; Rodentia; Sciuridae. The record is from RefSeq and is a predicted model, not a curated record. Gene Ontology annotation, biological process: transcription elongation by RNA polymerase I; DNA-templated transcription initiation; DNA-templated transcription.
UCGUCAGUGGUGCGCGCCGGGAGAGACCUAACCUGCCGCAUGGCUGCUGGUUGCUCAGAGUCUCCGCGGCCGAAGGCGGCCUCCGAGGCGCCGGUGGUAGGAACAGUCGGCGUCCUGCCUUGCUUAGAGCUGCCCACCUAUGCAGCUGCUUGUGCUCUGGUGAACAGCCGCUACUCCUGUCUGGUGGCCGCGCCGCACCGACGGCACAUCGCCCUGUCGCCCCGCUACCUUAACCGGAAACGCACCGGUAUCCGAGAGCAGCUGGAUGGCGAGCUCCUGCGCUAUUCCGAGAGUCUUUUAGGUGUCCCUAUUGCAUAUGAUAACAUCAAAGUUGUGGGUGAACUGGGAGAUAUAUAUGAUGAUCAAGGACACAUUCAUCUUAACAUUGAAGCUGAUUUUGUUAUUUUCAGCCCUGAACCUGGGCAAAAGCUUAUGGGUACAGUUAAUAAAGUGUCUUCUAGCCACAUUGGCUGUUUGGUACAUGGGUGUUUUAAUGCUUCAAUCCCUAAACCUGAACAGAUGUCAGUUGAGCAGUGGCAAACCCUGGAGAUAAACGUGGGUGAUGAAUUAGAAUUUGAAGUAUUUCGUUUAGACUCAGAUGCUGCUGGAGUAUUUUGCAUUCGAGGAAAAAUAAAUAUUGCCUGUUUGCAGUCCAAGCACCCUGAUGUUUCUGAAGAAGUAUCAGAAACUCUAACUGAAGAAUCUGUUGAAAAAAUUCCAAAGAAAAAGAAAAAGAAAAAGAAAGAUCCAGAAAUUUAUGAAGUAAAUGAUGGUGCCACAGAGCCAGCAGAUUUUACAGGUAUCACUCCAAAGGAAGAGGAAGAGCUACAGGUUAGUAAUGACAUGAAUGGCCUCUGUGAGGAAGAGCCAAAGAAAAAGAAGAAGAAGAAGAAGCACCAGGAGGAUCAGGAUCCUAUUUUUCAGUGCAGUGACUCCAGUGGUUACCAAAGUGACCAUAAAAAGAAAAAAAAGAAAAGAAAACAUAGUGAAGAGGCUGAACUUACACCAGUUCUGGAAUGCUCACCUAAGAAGAAACAAAAAAGUAAUUAGUGCAUUUUAAAUAGGAUAGUUGAUAAAGGAGUUUUGAAAAAUGUUUAUGUUGUGCUGGGUGUGGUGUUACACAUUUGUAAUCCCAACUACCCAGGAAGCU